AUGGACAUGGAUUUCAAACUCCUACUGAGCCUGAACCUGGGCAUGUGGCUGAUACGAGGUGAGACAACUACAUCCAGACUGUCCUCUGUCAAAGUGUUUUUUUCUUUACACUGUACGUUUGAGCUGCUAAUUAUAAAUAUAGGUUGUGUAUGACUUUUCCUGGGUCAUGUUCGUUAAGGCACACCAUAGUAAAACGUUUUGUAAUGGAAAACAAACAAGCAUUUUUUUUUUUUUGGGACACGUUCAGAAUCAGAUAUCACUUCCUUGUUUUAAACUUCAUUCAGGGCCAUUUUAUUCUGUUUGGUGCCUACUGACCACUGUCUUGGUCUUAUUGUUCAUUUCCUCUGCGGAUGGUUUCAGGCUCGGCUCCAGAGGUUUGGUUGACAGGUCUGCCAGGCACAGCUAGACUGGCAGAGAACAGCAAGGCUGGUACUGUGACCUACAGCUUCCAGGUGGCUCUGUCCCCAGGGGCGAGCUUGGCAUCAGGAUUCCCCAGGAUACUUAACUCUGACCCCCUCACCAACGACUUCACUGUGUCCAUGAUCAACACUACCACAGCACAGGUGAGGCAUUGCUCAACACUACCACAGCAAGGCCUCAUAAAUACCAGACCAUGGGUUCAAAUACUAUUUGAAAUCUUUCAAAUACUUUGAGCUUUUGUUUCAGCCUGUCUGGAGAGCUAGGUGGGACGGGGUUUACACUUUUGAGACGUAUUUGAAAUGAUUUCAAGUAAUAUUUAAACCCAGGUCUGAUACAGCCAACACAGAACAACGCCAUGUCUUGCCAAGUAAGAGUAAAGGUGGAUGAUUUCAUGAUACAUUUUCUGUUCUGAAUACAGGUAUCAGUAACAGGUACUACCAACCUGGAUUUUGAGACGUCACCCAACAACUUUGUCUUUCAAAUCCUCGCUGUGGACAGUAUGGAGGACAGUGCUCUUCAGAGACUCACAGUGAUCCUAACUGACGUCAACGAACCCCCUGUAUUCCUAGAUGAAGGUACUGUGUGUGUGUGUGUGUGUGUGUGUGUGUGUGUGUGUGUGUGUGUGUGUGAACAUGUGUGAUAUGGUGAUUAUGAUUUACACAGCCCAUUAUAACCUCCUGUGUGUUCCUGUAUCCUCUCAGAGUCUGUCCUGUAUGUUCUGGAAAAAUCCCCACCAAGACAGAUCUACAGGCCAACAGUCUCUGAUCCUGAGAACCACCCUGUGACUGUACCUCAACUACACACACACACACACACACACACACACACACACACACGCACACACACACGCAUGCACACACACACCACACACACACACACACACACAUACACACUGACUGACUGUAUGACUACCUCAACUACACACACACACACGCACGCACACACACACACACACACACACACACACACACACACACACACCACACACACACACACACACACACACACACACGCACACACACACACACCACACACACUGACUGACUGACUGUAUGACUAGCCCUACCACUGUCUCACACAUACCAGGGUUGGGUAAAUUCCAUUUCAACUCGGUCAGGAUGUAAACUGAAAUUCACUGUAUUGAAAUAGAAUUUAAUGUGCAAGCGCAAGCCUGACACAUACACCGUCUGUCUAUUAGUUGAUAUGCCUGACUAACAUGUUUUUUUUGUUUAUUUUAGUUUACACUGACCCCGUCAAACCCGGCGUUUCGUAUUGACACUGGCUCAGGUUUCCUGACUACAACCAAACAGUUCAACUAUCUGACUGACCCCAGAAGGUAGAGAUGUGUCUCCUGCACACAGACAUCACAUUAUAAUAUUUUAUGUCAGAGGAUUGGGUACUGCGCCGUUGAAAAAUGUCUCUCCACUGAUGUUGCAUACACGCGUUACCAACAUUUCAAUUGCCACCCCGCCACCAAUUUCACAUUGCUGACAGCAUACCACAGCAUUAUGUCAGUGGGUAGAGACGUCUUGUAAAUGUUACAUUCCGAUUCUUAUAUGUCCACCAUUCUGUGUCCUGCAGCUAUGCCUUCAAUCUGACAGUGAGUGACGGGAACAACACGGUAUCCAGAACACUGGUCAUCAACAUCGUCAACAGGAACGAUGAUAAACCCGAGUUCUUAAAGUCAUUAUUACUAUUUCACUGUCGGUUGAAGACUUCAGUAACAUUUCGCAUUAAGGCAUACUUUAGAAAAUAUUCAUAUACAUCGUUUACAGACGGUUAAUUAGUUUAUAGAUAGUUAAAGAAUUGGUCAUAAACUGCUGUCGGUAGCACACUGGUUGAAAUUGGGUGUUUCUCAUCUAGCUGCUUGGAUUCCUGUAUGACCUCACCCAUUUCUACCGUACAUAUCCUUCACGUCCCAAACAGUACAAUCACAGCCUUCAGUGUCUCCGAGGAGCUGAGUCCAGGGUUUAUCGUGACCAACAUCACAGCAGUGGUACCGGAUGACUCCUUUUACAUCGGCAUCAUCUUCUACAGCAUCAGCACCAACAACUACCUGGCUAUACACAGAUGUGAGUUCACUGCUCGGUCAUACGACACAUACUUACCAUACUUGACCACACUUAUGAUACUUGACCACACUUAUGAUACUUGACCAUAACUAAAAGGGAAUUUGUUCUGUGAUCAAUUAGUGAAGAUUGUCAUAUUCAGUUUUAACAAACAGUCCCCCCUACAAUUAGAAAACUUUGGAAUGUAGACAUACAGUAUGUGUUCAGCUUCAAAACCUGACUGAAAUAAAAAAAACUAUUAGCAUGAAACAACAUUUGUUCAUUUUCACUGUGUGUUUGUGUGUAUGUGUGUGUGUGUGUGUGUGUGUAUGUGUGUGUGUGUGUGUGUGUGCGCGCCCCUGUGUUUUGGUCUCUCCCAUGUCUCAGACACUGGCCUGGUGACCAUAGCCAACAGGAUGGACUGUGACUCAGCUCCUCUCAGGGAGGACCCCAUCAUAACGGUCACCGUGACAGCCACCUACAGCCCCUCUGGUCGUCCUCUCUCCAACACCAUCACUCUGACCAUCACCGUCACUGACAUCAAUGACAACCCUCCCAUCUGCUCCCCAGACACACCGAGGUUAUCUUUUUAUAUUGUUCUUUAUCUUUUAAAGGUAUUCUUUUCAGUAUUUUAUCCAACAUAGUUUGAGAGAGACAGUUAGGUAGGAAAGGAGAGUGUCAGAAGAGCUGCUGACACUAGUAUGUGCACUAAAGGCAGCAGCCCUUGAAUCCGUUACAUUGUUUCCUUCUUGUUUUCUCUGACUGGAUCCAGGGUGGCAGUAUCUGAGAUGGAAAAACCUGGGACCCUGAUCACCACGGUAACAUGUACAGAUAAUGACGUGGAGACAGCCUUCAGAGAGUUCCUGUUCACUGGCCUGUCCUGUCUGGGCUGCACCAACCGCUUUGCUCUGGAACCUCCGGGAUCCAAUCAGAUCGUAGUAAGCAGAAUAUUAAUCCUUAAAAGGGCCAGGAGUUUUUCCUGACCAGUGACAUGAAAGUAUGAAAUGACUGAAUGAUUCCAUUCAUGCAAAGUCACAAACGUAUACAACUAAAGUUGUUUACAAUUCUUUUGACGUACAGCUCAAAGGAAACCUAGACUUUGAAGAUCCCAGUAACCUGCUUGUUGGUGGUGAAUACAGCCUGUUGGCUGUGGCUGAGGAUCAGGAUGACAACAACCUAAAAGGUAUGUGACUGUUUAUUUGUUGGUUUGCUUGUUUAUUUUUUUAUUAGGUGACUGACUGCCUAGACUGAACACAAGUGUAUAUCACAAAGUACAGUACUGUGAUUUUUAUUCCACUCACACUCAUUUUGAACUCUGAUUCCCAUGGUCCUUUGCAGGUAGUGCAUACAUCUAUGUGACCGUGACGCCUGUGAAUGAGUUUCCCCCUGUGUUUAGCCCUCCAUCGUAUUUCUACAGAAUCUCUGAGCUUCUUGGACGUAAGUUACUACAACUAUCACAACUACACUACAACAACUACUCUAGAAACUAUAACAACUACACUAGAAAACUACAACAACUACACUAGAAACUAUAACAACUACACUAGAAACUAUAACAACUACACUAGAAACUAUAACAACUACACUAGAAACUAUAACAACUACACUACAACAACUACACUAGAAACUAUAACAAUUACACUACACUACAACAACUACACUAGAAACAGAAUCAACUACACUACAACAACUACACUGGAAACUAUAACAACUACACUACAACAACUACACUAGAAAAUAGAACAACUACACUACAACAACUACACUAGAAAAUAUAACAACUACACUACAACAACUACACUAGAAAAUAGAACAACUACACUACAACAACUACACUAGAAAAUAUAACAACUACACUACAACAACUACACUAGAAACUAUAACAACUACACUAGAAACUAUAACAACUACACUACACUACAACAACUACACUAGAAAAUAUAACAACUACACUACACUACAACAACUACACUGGAAACUAUAACAACUACACUACAACAACUACACUAGAAAAUAGAACAACUACACUACAACAACUACACUAGAAACUAUAACAACUACACUAGAAACUAUAACAGCUACACUACACUACAACAACUACACUAGAAACGAUGACAACUACACUACAACAACUACACUAGAAACUAUAACAACUACACUACAACAACUACACUAGAAACUACAACAAAUACACUAGAAACUAUAACAACUACACUACACUACAACAACUACACUAGAAACUAACAACUACACUACAACAACUACACUAGAAACUACAACAACUACACUAGAAACUAUAACAACUACACUAAACUACAACAACUACACUAGAAACUAUAACAACUACACUAAACUACAACAACUACACUAGAAACUAUAACAACUACACUAAACUACAAUAACUACACUAGAAACUAUAACAACUACACUACACUACAACAACUACACUAGAAACGAUGACAACUACACUACAACUAUAACUACACUACAACAAUAACAACAACACUACAUCUAUAACGACUACAACGACAACAUUGUCUGUUCCCAGAGCUGGCACAACCCGAUCUGGGACCAGGUGCGGCCAAAGUGAUGAUACUGAUGAAUGAUUGCUACAUUUGCUGCAGGUGUACACCACACCGAGCUCAUUGAUAUGUUUGUGUCUCUCCGUCCAGGUGGGACGGUGAUAGGAUCAGUGAAAGCUACAGACAGAGACCUCCCUGCCACGGCCGUCCGUUACUCCCUGAUCUCUGGUGGAGGAACUGGUGGUCUGUCUAACAUCUUCUCCCUGGACCCCAAGCUGGGUACCCUCACCCUACUGACCCGCCCAGACUACGAGACCACCCAGACCUACAUCCUGGUCAUCAGAGCUGAGGACGGGGACCCCAUCAGCCCGCUCAUCACCACCACCACGGUACCACGGCCUGGUGACCUUUAUACUGACAUAACAAGACAUUAUUCCUAAUGAUGUAAACACAGUCCAGUGCUUGUUUUUUCCAACCGGUUUUUUUUCGGCCUCCAGGUUGCCCUCGCAAAAGUUUUUUUAAACUUCAAUGGGUCUUACCUGGUAAUUAAAAACAAAUAAUAAGAUAUAUGUAUGCAUGUUGUUUAGGUCACUAUCAACAUCACAGAGGCCAAUGAUGAGCCUCCACUGUGUGGCCCCAACCGGACAGAUAUAAUAGUCCCCAAGGACCUUAGGACAGGCUCCAACAUCCAGGGCUUCAUGAUGACCUGCUCAGACAGGGACUCCCCUCCAGCCUCCUUCAUCUACUCCAUCUCAGGUAUUCAGAAAGCCUUUCAGUGUGACCGCUGGUCUAGGAUCAGGGUUCCCCCUGUCUAUAUAAUGUUACAUGAUACAAAAGGCAAAACUGAUCUUAGAUGAAUUGGUCUGUUGUGGCUCAGUUGGUAGAGCAUGGCGCGUACAACGCCAGGGUUAUGGGUUCGAUUCCCACAGGGGACCGGUAUGAAAUUGUAUGCACUCACUACCGUAAGUCGUGCUGCAUAAGAGCGCCUGCUAAAUGACUUAUCGUGCAUUUGGAAAGUAUUCAGACCCCUUGACUCUUUCCACAUUUUGUUAUGUUACAGCCUUAUUCUAAAAUUGAUUACAUUGUUUUUUUCCCCUCAUCCAUCUACACACAAUACCCCAUAAUGACAGAGCAAAAACAGGUUUUUAGAAAUGUUUGCAAAUGUAUUAAAAAUAAAAAACUGAAAUAUCACAUUUACAUAAGUAUUCAGGCCCUUUACUCAGUACUUUGUUGAAGCACCUUUGGCAGCGAUUACAGCCUCGAGUCUUCAUGGCUCACAUCAACACCAUCAUCCCAGAAACCCUAGACCCACUCCAAUGUGCAUACCACCCCAACAGAUCCACAGAUGAUGCAAUCUCUAUUGCAUUUCCCUUUCCCACCUGGACAAAAGGAACACCUACGUGAGAAUGCUAUUCAUUGAUUACAGCUCAGUGUUCAACACCAUAGUGCCCUCAAAGCUCAUCACUAAGAUAAGGACCCUGGGACUAAACACCUCCCUCUGCAACUGGAUCCUGGACUUCCUGACGGGCCGCCCCUAGGUGGUAAGGGUAGGUAACAACACAUCUGCCACGCUGAUCCUCACACGGGGGCACCUCAGGGGUGCGUUCUCAGUCCCCUCCUGUACUCCCUGUUCACCCAUGACUGCAUGGCCAGGCACGACUCCAACACCAUCAUUAAGUUUGCCGACGACACAACAGUGGUAGGCCUGAUCACAACAGUGGUACGCCUGAUCACCGACAACGAUGACACAGCCUAUAGGGAGGAGGUCAGAGACCUGCCGUGUGGUGCCAGGAUAACAACCUCUCCCUCAACGUGAUCAAGACAAAGGAGAUGAUUGUGGACUACAGGGAAAAAAAAGAGGACUGAGCACGCCCCCAUUCUCAUCGACGGGGCUGUAUUGGAACAGGUUGAGAGCUUCAAGUUCCUUGGUUUCCACAUUAGCACUCCUACUCUGAUGCUUUAUGAAUACCGGCCCUGAGCCAACUGAGAAACCUGUACUCUAGAUAUGAUCCAAGAAGACUGGUCUAUGUGACAGAGUUACCAUGACGUACUUAACUUUUAUGACUGUAUAAGAUACCAUAAGCUUGAUAUUUCCUAAAUGUUUCCCUAUAGGGGCCAGCAACCUGAACAACCAUUUUGUGUUCUCACCUUCCUCUGGCACCAACGUCACCAGACUCUUCCUGAAGGUGCCCUUUGACUAUGAGAGUGGCCUGGACCAGGUCUGGCACUACAGGUCAGAUAUUCUAUCUACUAUUGGUGCUCUGUCAGUCUGUACAACUCUCAGUCUGACAAACAUACUGUACAAUGCCCUCUGAACUGAGAACCUAUCUGGCCUUUGAUGGUUACAUGUAUUCUUAACCUCUAACUUUAUAUGAUUGAUUGGUUGGUUGGUUUGAUACAGCCUGACUGUGCUGGUUUCUGAUGGGAACCUGAGGUCUGGAAGGUCUAAGCCAAGAGGUCUGACCCAGACUGGCACAGUCAUCAUCAACAUCCGAGUAGUGGAUCCGGACCUCACCACCGUCAUCACUACAACUAUAGUGAGCAUGCCUUUAUCUCUAUACUGUAAUGAACCUAGCGUAAAGAAGGCAGAUAACCACUCCCCCGGGGGCGUUGCCUUCUUAAAGCAGUGAUUACGGCUGCUGCCUUUGGUCAUGGCGACCCGAAUUCGAGCUGUGCUCAGGGACCUCGUACCCUCCUGCCACUAUAUGGGCUCCUAACCAAUUGUGCUAUUUUGUGUGUUAAAAAAAUUUAAUAAAAAAAACUACAUGUACAAAUUACCUCGACUAACCUGUACCCCCGCACAUUGACUCAGUACCGGUACCCCCUGUAUAUAGCCACAUUAUUGUUAUUUUAUUGUGUUACUUUAUUUUUAUUUUAUUUUACUUUAGUUUAUUUAGUAAACAUUUUCGUAAAUCUAUUUUUUUUUUAAACUGCAUUGUUGGUUAAGGGCUUGUAAGUAAGCAUUUCACGGUAAGGUCUACAGCUGUUGUAUUCGGCGCAUGAGACAAAUACAAUUUGAUUCGAAUAAGGACAUUAGUAGUUGUUACCAUAACAACCAUUUGACACUUUUCUACAUCGACUCUGAACAACCCAUCUUUGAUGUGAAUUUCCUCACACCAUAGACUAGCACAAUCACAGUUAACCCUUCCCUUGCAGCCUCGUGUAACAUACAUCACCAUCACUGAGAACACAUACAGCGUGGAUGACUGGUAUAUAUGGUUCGUCAUUGCUCUGGGGGCCAUGCUACUGCUUGGUUUACUGGCCUACCUGCUGUAUCACCUCUGUGGGUGGCUGUACACGGCUCUUAAACACUGUGACUGCUCUUGCUGCGAACCCAGGCCCCGGGAAGAGAAGGAAGUACUGUGAGUAUUUACCUGCGAUACUACAUCUCCCAGUAGGCAAAGGUUGGUUGAAACGAUGUUGUUACAACCAGCUUACGAUGUCAUUACAAAUCAGUUUGAUGUCCUUUCAACCAGUUUUUGCCUGCUGAGCUGAGCCGUGAGGGAAUCAUUACACGGCUGUGGGAGAAUCAAGACAUUGUUGAUGACAGAAAUGUAUAUUUCAUGCAUUACUAAUGAUAUCCUUUCUUUUUUUUCUGUCACAUAGGAUCCCAGAACCAACACCUCCAAAGAGGGAAAUAUUAAUGGUAAGAGUCUACCUACAGUAUGUGUUAAUGUGCCACUGUGUUCUAGGACAUCUAUUCAAAUGUUGCUGACCGCUCUCUCUAUUCCAGGAAGUGACCAAGAUCAACACUGUAUUUGAUGGAGAGGAAGUUGAUCCUGGUAAAUUUAUCUAAUUUCCUGUUAUCUGUUCUGAGAUGAUCUAAAACCUAAUUCUGACCUUUUGCAUUUUUUGGUCAAUUUUCAGUCACGGGGAGGGUGUACGAGUACAACAGUCAGUCUGGAGCCAGACGCUGGAAGAACGUUACCACCGUGUCCGAGUCUCUCCCUAUGAUACAGCUAGAGAGCAGCAGCAUGGUCAUUCCUGAUGGUCAGCAUGGUCAUUCUGCCCAAUCACAGGCUAGGAUUGGGAGGGGGAGGACUGGCACUGGCCAAUCACAGAUGAGGAGUGAGGGAGUGGGCAGGGCCACAGAGGAGAGAGGAUCUCCCUGGUCCAGUCUGGACCGUCUGCAAGGUCUGCUCUUUCAGAAGGAGGGGUAA
Messenger RNA from Coregonus sp. 'balchen', 9150 nucleotides. Lineage: Eukaryota; Metazoa; Chordata; Actinopteri; Salmoniformes; Salmonidae. The record is from the annotation of a GenBank genome assembly.